Phoenix dactylifera (date palm) is the source of this 2927-nucleotide messenger RNA. RefSeq names its product protein VAC14 homolog. Gene Ontology annotation, biological process: phosphatidylinositol biosynthetic process. NCBI's taxonomy places the organism in Eukaryota, Viridiplantae, Streptophyta, Magnoliopsida, Arecales, Arecaceae. The record is from RefSeq and is a predicted model, not a curated record. Gene Ontology annotation, cellular component: PAS complex; endosome membrane.
CGUUUUGGACAGGCUUCAGUCUAGAACGCGGUGGACGCGCACCGACUCCAGCUAGCAGUAGUGAAGCAGCAGCUGAGGGAAAGGAAAUUGUUCCAAAAAGGAAAGCGAAAUCAGAAUACGGCCCGAGAAACCUUCAAAUUUUUUUCCAUCGUCUUCUCGAUUCCUCCUCACUUGUGGCGCUUAGGGUUAGGGCUUCUCUCCAUCGCUCGCAAUCGCCAACUUGGGCGCUCGAUCGGACGGGAUUCGAGUGGUAGGAGGAGAAGGUCCGGAAGGGCUUCUGUGGUCCGAUUUUGAUCGGUUAAAGAUCUCUGGCAGGGUUUUUCCGGCGACAUGGGCGACUAUAUGUCCAUAAUUCCGGCGGCCGUCUUGAGGAACCUCGCGGAUAAGCUUUAUGAGAAGCGGAAGAAUGCGGCCCUCGAGGUGGAAUCGAUCGUGAAGCAGCUCGCAGUUGCAGGAGAGCAUGAAAAGAUCAAUGUGGUGAUUCAUUUGUUGAACGAGGACUUCACCUUCUCUCCGCAAGCCAAUCAUCGGAAGGGUGGAUUGAUAGGGCUUGCUGCGGUGACAGUUGGGUUGACAAAAGAAGCUGCUCAUUUUCUGGAGCAAAUUGUUCCUCCUGUGCUUAACUCCUUCCUUGAUCAAGACAGCAGGGUUCGUUAUUAUGCUUGUGAAGCACUUUAUAAUAUAGCAAAGGUUGUAAGAGGAGAUUCCAUCAUAUUUUUCAAUAAAAUAUUUGAUGCACUUUGUAAGCUUUCAGCGGACUCAGAUGCAAAUGUGCAGAGUGCUGCUCAUCUUCUAGAUCGGCUUGUAAAGGAUAUUGUAACUGAAGGUGAUCAAUUCAGCAUAGAAGAAUUUAUACCUCUUUUGAGAGAGCGCAUGAAUGUACUCAACCCUUACGUGCGCCAAUUUUUGGUGGGAUGGAUCACCGUACUGGAUAGUGUUCCAGAAAUUGAUAUGCUUGGCUUCCUUCCAGAAUUUCUCGAUGGGUUAUUCAACAUGUUAAGUGAUUCUAGCCAUGAGAUACGACAACAAGCUGAUUCUGCACUUUCUGAAUUUCUUCAAGAAAUAAAGAACAGUCCAAAUGUAGAUUACGGUCGGAUGGUUGAGAUAUUGGUACAAAGGGCAAGUUCCACUGACGAAUUCACACGUUUGACAUCUAUCACAUGGAUAAAUGAAUUUGUAAGGCUUGGUGGUGACCAGCUUGUUCCUUAUUACGCUGAUAUUUUGGCAGCCAUACUACCCUGCAUAUCUGACAAGGAAGAGAAGAUCAAAAUAGUUUCUCGUGAAACCAAUGAAAUGCUUCGUGCAAAUCGUGCUGAUCCAUCCGAGGGAUUUGACAUAGGAUCAAUUCUCUCCAUUGUGAAGAGACAAUUAGCUAGUGAAUGGGAAGCUACACGAGUUGAGGCUUUGCAUUGGAUUGCAACACUAUUGGCGCAGCAUCGAGCUGAGGUCAUUUCUUACCUGAAUGAUAUCGUUGACUCUCUUUUGAGGGCAUUUUCAGAUCCUUCCGACGAGGUGGUUUUGCUGGUGCUAGAAGUGCAUGCAAGCAUAGCACGAGAUAUAACACACUUCCGCCAACUUGUUGGUCUUCUAGUUCAUAAUUUUCGAUCAAACCACUUGCUUCUUGAAAAGCGCGGUGCUUUGAUAAUACGCCGACUUUGUGUGCUUUUGGAUGCGGAAUGCGUUUAUCGAGAAUUUUCUGCAAUUUUAGAGGGAGAAGAUGACUUGGAUUUUGCAGCCAUUAUGGUUCAGGCUUUAAAUGUGAUUUUACUCACUUCAUCUGAGCUUACUGGGUUAAGAGCACUUCUAAAGAAAUCCUUGGUGCAUCCUGCUGGCAAAGACUUAUUUAUUUCUUUGUAUUCUUCCUGGUGCCAUUCAUCAGUUGCACUGAUUAGUUUAUGUUUACUAGCUCAGGCUUACCAUCACACCAAUUUCAUAAUUCAGUCACUAGGAGAAGACGACAUAAAUGAGAAGUUCUUCAGACAACUAGAUAAGUUGAUCCGCUUGGUUGAGACUCCAGUUUUUGCUUAUCUAAGAUUGCAACUCCUUGAGCCUGGAAAGUUUUUAUGGUUGUUGAGGGCAUUGUAUGGUCUUCUGAUGUUAUUACCCCAGCAAAGUGCAACCUUCAAGAUAUUACAGACUCGAUUAAAGACAGUGCCAUCAUAUGCUCUCAAUAGUGAGCAACUCAAGCGUGCAUUAUCAGGGAACCCAUACUCACAGAUUCUUCAGAUUACUGAUGACACAAAUAAGACUCAUGAUGCAGGAAACAUGUGCAGUGCAAUCAACUUUCCAUCUAGGAUGCAACAAUUUCGGAACAUGCAGCAGCGACAUCGCAUGCAUAUGAAAACGAAAUUGCAGUCCCGCCAUUCAACUUCUUCAAUGCUAUCACAGGAAUUGAAGGUUCUGAAGAUCUGAAGGUUCUAGCCGCCCCUCACCAGUUCCAGACAUCAGCAGCCCCUCAUCUAGGUCAUCAUGGUCAACUGCAGGACAAUCAUAACACUGACUCCAAUGUUUAGUUUGUGCUGCUUUGGAUCUCUUCGGAUCAAUCUCGGCAUCAAAAAUUACAUGAAUCAGUAGGCUUACAUGCUAGAGAUUUAGUUGUAAAUCCUCUCUUUUCUUUUUUGUCUUUGCCCCCCUUCACCAUUGGUCCAUAUUCUAUGGGAUUGAGAAUUGAGAUGGUAGGAAUUGUGGAUGAUCUAAACAGGCUUUACCAGUGUCAGGGCUAUUCCUUGUAUUAUCAGACUAGGUAUGCUCGUAUGGUUUUGUAUUUUUUUGUGAGGACCAUAUGAGCCAGAGCCAAGGGAAGUAUUUUGUAUGGUGGGGUUAAGUUGGUUGCACAAAUUCAGCUGAUUCGACAAUCCCAAUUAUGAUAUAGUCAGAGACUUUUCUGUUUAUAUUUUUUUCUUAAACUGUUGCAAAUUGUUUCAUUA